UACCUAUUCUUUUCCCUUUUAUCAAUGGCCAUAAAGUCACUGAUAGAGAAAGACAGCAUCACUAUAUAAGCCAUAAUUCCCCCUCGCAUCCUUCUCCCGUCUGAGCCAACUCCGAUAUCCUUUGUCCCCUCUCCCUCUCUUCUCUUCUCUUCUCCAUUGAAGCAGAGGAGACCCAGGAACAGCGAAGAACAGAGGAGCCAUGUGCGGAGGCGCCAUCAUCUCCGACCUCGUCCCUCCUCGGAGCCAACCCCACCAUGUCGUCGCCUCCGCUGAUCUCUGGCUCGGUCCCCGCAGCGAUCCAACCCCAAAAGAGCCGAAGAAGAACGAAAGGAAGAACCUUUACCGCGGCAUCCGCCGGAGGCCGUGGGGGAAGUGGGCAGCUGAGAUCCGUGACCCGGCGAAGGGUGUCCGGGUGUGGCUGGGAACUUUCAGCACCCCCGAGGAGGCCGCUCGGGCCUACGACCGGGAGGCUCGCCGGAUCCGGGGCAGCAAGGCCAAGGUCAACUUCCCCAACGAGGAUCCCUCGCCGGCGCCGGCCAAGGCCGCACGCCAGCACCGCUAUCGCCCUUACUGUGGCGGCGACAGCGGGUCUUAUUCCGCCACCGGUGGGGAAGCCGGGAGGCUGAGGGAGGAGGCCAUGGUCUACGGGUCGUGUGCGGAUCUCUUUGAGGUGCCGUCCAUGGAGGGGAGCGCGGCGGCGACGGCGGUGGCGGCUCCGCCGCAGCCCGGUGCAACUGUUGGCGGUCAGAAGGGCGGUCCUGCUUCCAAUGAGGAGCUGUUCUGGAAUUUUGAGGACAUUCUCUUCUAAGCUCAAUCUCUCUCCCCCUCUCUGUCUUUUUGUCUCUCCCUGUUUCUCUCUUCCUUAUGCUUGUAUUUUGAUAUUUUUCAUUCUUUCCUUUUAUUAAGGUUUACUUAGGUUGGAUAAUAUAAAAACUUAAGUAGUGGUGUUGGUGACGUACCAGCUUUAGUGUAUUUAUUUCUUCUUUUCAGUUUGUUUCGUGUCAUGUUGCUGUGAUCUUUCAACAUUUGGUUAUGAAAUAUGGAGUCGUGUUUGUGAUCUUAUUGUAU
Elaeis guineensis (African oil palm) is the source of this 1068-nucleotide messenger RNA. RefSeq names its product ethylene-responsive transcription factor RAP2-3. The record is from RefSeq and is a predicted model, not a curated record. NCBI's taxonomy places the organism in Eukaryota, Viridiplantae, Streptophyta, Magnoliopsida, Arecales, Arecaceae. Gene Ontology annotation, biological process: regulation of DNA-templated transcription; ethylene-activated signaling pathway. Gene Ontology annotation, molecular function: DNA-binding transcription factor activity; DNA binding.